CACUGGUUAAAGAUUGUUUGCAUUCUGCAUUUUACGUUCUGUACCUCUGAAAUCUUUAGCAAAACGUCGGUCCCAACCAGCGCCCAUAUAGGCGUACAUAUACGAGCAGCCUUACGCCCCAAUAUCAACUGUACAGCUCGCGGAAACGGUUAUUUCCGGAACAACAUGUCUGUAGCUGCUCAAGUCGUCAGCAGCGAGGGGCCACAGAGUGUGGGGGACGAGUUACAGACAAAGAAGCAGUUUCCUACUUUUCCAGCCCCGGGAAAACCGACGCAUGAAAAGCUGGGCGGAUAUGAUUUCUACAGAUCGAUCGGUAGUCCGAAAUUUGUGGUGGCUCCUAUGGUUGACCAAAGCGAGCUUGCCUGGCGUCUUCUCUCACGGUCUCCUCUUCCUCCAGCUCUGGCCGGCCCAUCUGAGACAGUGACGACGCCGCAAGGCAAGGCAUAUAUCCGCCACCCCGGUGGUGCCCACGUCUGCUAUACGCCAAUGAUUCACGCAAAAGUGUUUGUGGAUGCAAAAGGAGAAGGCGGACGUAACGGAGAUGGUCAAUUUUGUCUGAGCCUAGAUGAAGAAGGCGGGGAGGGGACUAUUGGAGGGGUGGAGGGGGGUGACAGGCCUCUCAUUGUGCAGUUUUGUGCCAAUGAUCCCGAUAUUUUGCUGGCAGCUGCGAAGAAGGUGGAGCAUAGGUGUGAUGCGGUGGAUAUCAACUUUGGAUGUCCCCAGGGCAUUGCCAAACGAGGUCACUAUGGCUCUUUCCUCCAAGACGAAUGGGAGCUUAUACAUAAACUCAUCUCUACACUUCACGAGAACCUGUCUGUCCCUGUGACUGCAAAGUUCCGCAUCUUCCCCGACCUCGACAAGACGAUCGCAUAUGCUCGUAUGAUGGAAGCCGCCGGCGCUCAAAUCCUUACUUGUCACGGCCGUACUCGGGAGAUGAAGGGCCAGAACACUGGUCUUGCCGAUUGGGAAUAUAUCCGCGAGGUGAAGAAAGCUGUCAAGGUGCCUGUUUUCGCGAAUGGAAACAUACUGUACAGGGAAGACGUGGACCGGUGUAUGGAGGUGACAGGUUGCGAUGGGGUGAUGACUGCAGAAGGCAACUUGUCCAACCCUGCUAUUUUUAUGCCGCCCGAACACCCUCACGCCCAUCCGCCUAUAACGGUGCUCGCCCACCGAUACCUCGAUAUUGUGGAAGCGCUUGAUACGCCUACCGCAGGAAGCGCUAUCAAGGCGCAUCUUUUCCGACUUCUCAAACCUGUGCUCGACACGGACGAGGAGCUACGGGUGCAGAUUGCUACCUGCCGAUGGUCUGACGGUAUGGACGGUUUCCGUGAGAUUAUCAGAGAUAUUGAAAGACGGUGUGCACCUGUUCGUGAAGCUCUCGGAGCUGAUUGGAGACCGCCCACUGUUGAUCCCAAGACGGGCUAUCGAUCCCUCCCGAUGUUUGCCGCUCAGCCCCAGAUCCGUGCGAAACCCGUGUCGACCGAGAUUGGAGGUCAUGAAGAUAUGGUAUCGCGUCCCGUAUCCCCCGGGAAAGAGGGUGAAGGCCGUAUGUUUGACACGCCCAAUAUCACCACUGCGCCGGCGUCUUCCGUCCCCGGUACCGUCCUCUUUUCCCGAUCACACCGCCACACCAGCUUAGGCCAGACGGAGCGUUGCGUCCAUUCGGACUGUACGGGUGUUGCGGCUACGCGAUGUCCUACACGGGCAUGUAUUACGCAUUGCAGGAUAUUGCGUGCGGUGGAAGCUGGGUAUACGAGGGAAGAGGCUGAAGCGGAGGGUGCAAAGGGCGGGCUGGUUGGGAUGGGCUGUGAUGCGCAUGAGGAGAAAGUGAGGGCGAGGAAGGAGAGGGAGGCGAGGAAGCGCAAGGGGAGAGAGAUGGCAAAGGAAAAGGCAAAGGAGAGGAAGAAGGAGGAAAAGGCAAAGGAGGAGAGAGAGAAGAGCAAGGAAAAGGUGGGGAUGACGGAGGAGGAAGUAUCGUUUGCAGCCGGGUUGGCGUAGGUUGUGUAGCAUGGUUUCUUUUGCAUUUUUGGGGUCUUUUUGAAUCAUUAUAUGCAUGGGCA
Molecule: messenger RNA, 2060 nt
Organism: Cryptococcus deneoformans JEC21
Lineage: Eukaryota; Fungi; Basidiomycota; Tremellomycetes; Tremellales; Cryptococcaceae
Product: tRNA dihydrouridine synthase, putative
Exons: 4
Coding region: 166-1998 (610 amino acids)
Biological process (GO): tRNA processing
Molecular function (GO): tRNA dihydrouridine synthase activity; flavin adenine dinucleotide binding
Source: RefSeq, a predicted model, not a curated record